Messenger RNA from Nannizzia gypsea CBS 118893, 3204 nucleotides. Its product is annotated as ATP-dependent DNA ligase domain-containing protein. Bases 1 to 3204 code for a protein of 1067 amino acids. The transcript has 2 exons. Gene Ontology annotation, cellular component: DNA ligase IV complex. NCBI's taxonomy places the organism in Eukaryota, Fungi, Ascomycota, Eurotiomycetes, Onygenales, Arthrodermataceae. Gene Ontology annotation, biological process: nucleotide-excision repair, DNA gap filling; double-strand break repair via nonhomologous end joining; DNA recombination. The record is from RefSeq and is a predicted model, not a curated record. Gene Ontology annotation, molecular function: DNA binding; ATP binding; DNA ligase (ATP) activity.
AUGGGGUUUAACUUUUCUUAUAUCUGCGACUUGCUUUCGAGCUUGGAUGCAAACCGAACCAUAAAAGCCACGACUACAGUGAGAAGCAGGGACCCUGACGUUGCAACCGUUGUAAACUGGUUCCAUGCACACGGGAAGAAAAUUCAUGGAGGCGAUACUGAUUACGUAGCUUUCCUCUCAUGCCUCUUCCCUGAAUUACGGCCUGACCGAGUUCAUGGCUUCAAAGAGCCGUCCCUUGUACAAAUUAUAGGGCGAUGCUUGCUCCUUGGAGCAACUCGAUGGCGGGAGUUGGAGGCCUGGAAGACUCCAGGACGCGGUGACCUUGGCGAAUGCGUUGAAAGAGUCAUGUGUGAUGCGGAGAAUGAGCUUUUUAAGGACUCUCCCGUGACUGUUGAGGAGAUAGAUGCCGCGUUGAAUACAAUAGCUUCUAGAUGCCGUUUCUCCGCUCCGGAUGUGCGCCGUCAACGCACCGCCAUUCAGGUAGACGAGGCGUUAAAACCAAUUUUUCGCCGCUUAAAUAGCCGUGAUGCAAAAUGGUUUACUAGACUACUGCUCAGAGAGUACACGCCUGUUAAUAUCCCACAACGGUUGGCCCUGCGAAAAUUUCAUUUCAUGCUUCCAGCGUUCCUUUCGGUACAAAGCAGCCUAAAGGGGGCCCUGGAUGCAAUGGACCGUGGACCAGUCAAAAGAUUCCCGCCCUGCCCUGACCCUGAAUAUGCUCGGACUCUUAUGGAACUCGCUAUUCCCCACCUUGCUCCCCAGAUUGGCGUCAAAGUUGGGCGGCCAGAAUAUUACAAGGCCCGAAACCUCAGACAUUGCUGUAGAAUGGCCGACAAGCGAUUAAUGAGCAUUGAACGAAAAUAUGACGGGGAGUAUUGCCAAGUACAUAUUGACCUGGAAAGGGGGGUCCAGUGUAUCCAAAUAUUUUCGAAAAGUGGCAAAGACUCCACGGUGGAUAGAAAAAACAUUCAUGGUGCUAUUAGAGACGCGCUGAGGAUCCGAAAGCCUGGCUGUCGAUUUUCCAAAAGAUGCAUACUAGAAGGUGAACUCCUGGUCUGGAGUGAUAUUACAGAUGAAAUCCUCCCGUUUCAUCACCUGCGAAGGCACAUUAUGAGAGCAGGGACUUUUAUCGGCACUGAAAAUGACUCUCCGCCGGAUCCUCGGGAACAUCUAUAUAUUGUAUUUUUCGAUUUAUUACUUCUAGAUGAUAAUGUUGCAUUAUCAAAACCCUAUGUGGAACGAAGGGCGCUUCUUAGAGAGGUGGUUAAUCCGAUCCAUGGAAUGGCUGGAAUUGCAUCGCAGUUUAAUAUAGAUUUCUCUACCAUCGGCGCAUAUGAACAUUUAAAAGAAGAGUUCGCUCUCGUCUCAGCCCAGAAAUGGGAAGGGCUUGUUUUGAAGGGAGCGAAUGAGCCAUAUUUCCGAACGUUUUCUCAGGAUACCCGUGAAUUUUCCUGCUGCUGGAUGAAAUUCAAAAAAGAGUCUAUCCCGGGCCUAGGAGAUACAGCAGACUUUGUUCUCCUUGGGGGAAGAUAUGACUCUCGAGAUGCCGCUGCCCUUGGUCAUAUUAAAGGAUUAUCAUGGACAUCCUUCUUUAUUGGCUGUCUGGAUGAUGUUGUCGGCUCACUUUCACCAAAACCAAUAUUUCGUGUUAUUGAUAUCCUAAACAAACAGAACAUCAACGCUAACCUAUUCCAAACUCUUAAUCAACUGGGGAAGUUCCAAGCGUGCCAUGCUGAUUCUGAUGAUGUUCCCUUUUCCCUGGGAAUUGAUCAAGUCAGAUUACCGGAGAUCCAGACCGUGUUUAGAGUGCCAUUUGUUGUCGAGAUGACUGGCUUCGGAUUUGAUAAACCCCAGGGUGUUAGAUAUUAUUCUCUUCGAUUUCCUCGAAUCGUGAAAAUUCACUCAGAUAGGGAGUACGAGGCAGCGGUGUCCUUCAGAGACUUACAAGAACUGGCACGAAUUGCUAAUUCCGUUCCAGUCGAAGAGCUAUCACAAGAGGCUGCCGAGUGGGCUGAAAAAAUCGACCCGACUGACAAGAAACCCCAGUAUAUUGUGGACCAUUCCGAAAACUCCGCUACUACCGGGAUAACACCAAGUGCUGCCAACUUAUCGCAGCCUUUGCUAACUGAGAACAACCCGGUUGAUCCACAAGGAUUCAAUCAAGCGGCCGCAGUUGUAUCACCUUCUCCUACAUCUGGGAACGAACUGAGCUUCCGAACUCAAAGCGGACAUUUAUCUAGUACUUUUGACGAAAUUCAACAAAGGUCCAAUGCGAUGGUGUCAAGCCCAGUUCGUAUCCUCCCAGAUGCUACGGAGACAUUUCGUGAACCUCGACAUUGCAAGGGAUUACCUAGUCAGUACUUAGGUGAUAUAUCCAACCCAAGUGAAGAUAAAUGCAUAGCUCCCCUAAGAGUUAAAACCUAUCAUAACGACUCGCAACCUGUCACUGGAACUUCUUCUCACCAGAAUACACUGCCCGAUGCUAGAUUCCUGUCAGAUCAACUGCCCAUGGAUCCAGCCUUUCAGCGAGCCCUUUCCUUCCAGUCGUACCAUACCCACAACAGCAAUGAGAAGUUAUCCUUGGAGUCCUCAUUGACUAGAUCUUCAUCAGAUAUAUCUAGUCACGGAAACAGGUCGAAUGCAAUGAAAGGCUCCCCGCUCUUAAAGUUUCCCGUUUUCCUGGGAUCAUCUCUAUCAGAUACAACUAUCAGCCUACUUCGUCGCUACAUACCAUCGUGUAGAUCGUCAAUUGCGCCUUCUUCUAUCCCUCGCUGGCUAACCUCGCUGGUCUCUUCACAGAGUGCCCCUAUUAUGCCAUCGCUAUAUGGUAUCGUACUUGUGGAUUCUAACACUCGUCACUCGUCCAAGGUCGCCGCUGAGCUAAGACAAGUUGGAAGAGCUCUCGCCUCAUUGCAACAACAGAACAAGCUACCAAAUACUGGCAAAAUCAUAUUUAUGCAUUGGAAAGUUGUUGGGCAAGAGUUCAAUGCAGCAAAGGCAGGUGAAAAUUUGGGUGAGCGGUGGCAGAGAUUUGGCAAAGAAGUUGUAGACGUAUGCAUUAAAUGGGGGUAUGAGGAAGCUCCUGAAUGCAAAGGUCGAGAGAACCAAAGGCUGCCUAGUUGCCCUCUCGGGUCACAAAAUGGGAAGCUGCCUCAAAAUAUAUGCUGCCGGCGUGAUUGGACCGAGAUUCUACCUCUAUUAUAG